Molecule: messenger RNA, 696 nt
Organism: Thecamonas trahens ATCC 50062
Lineage: Eukaryota; Apusomonadida; Apusomonadidae
Exons: 1
Coding region: 263-691 (142 amino acids)
Source: RefSeq, a predicted model, not a curated record
ACACUCACGCAUACGCAUGCAUGAUGUCAUGCACAUCCUAUGAUACCUUAGGUGAAUACAUGAUGGGUACCCGGGGAUGGGAUGGUGUGAGAGCUAACAGAGGUGAGCGGGAGAGUGAAUGUGCAGAACUAUGAAAGUGAUUCCAAGGACUUUGCAGGUGUAGGGUGCUGUGCAACGGGGCGUGACGUGGGCGUAUAGAGCAGGGAGAAGGGGGUUUGAUCGAGAUCUCAGACAUCUGAUGCAAUGAUGAACGGUGAAGGAGAUGCUCGAGGCUGACAGAGGCGGCGGGCGACUGAGACUGAGAGCACUACUUCUUGCGCUUGGCGGGCGGCUCCAUGUCCGACUCAGCGUCGAGGGGAGCCGAGCGCGCGGCGGGACCGGAGAUAGAACCGGGCGAGUUGGCAGCUGGUGGGUCGUCGCGCUUGCGCUUACGCGAGGAGGAAAAGACGGCGUUGGCGGCGGCUCGCAGAUCGGCGUCCUUACUCUCGUAUCCGUCCUCAAUCGAGUCAAGAACGUCGUCGAUGAGAUCCAUGAGGGAAGAGACGGCCGCCGGGUGCGAGUCGAUGGCAUGUUGGACACGAUCAGCUACGACGGCCUCAAGCGAGGCAGCCUUUGCAGCCGACAUGGCAGCCGACAUAUAAUGCGACUUUUUCUUGAGCCGGCUCUCUGGCGCCAAGUACAGCACAUAUGAUCUCU